Molecule: messenger RNA, 3300 nt
Organism: Gadus morhua (Atlantic cod)
Lineage: Eukaryota; Metazoa; Chordata; Actinopteri; Gadiformes; Gadidae
Exons: 8
Coding region: 2322-3212 (296 amino acids)
Biological process (GO): proteolysis
Molecular function (GO): cysteine-type peptidase activity
Source: RefSeq, a predicted model, not a curated record
UGACACAAAUUAAGGAGAUUUCAAAAUUACAAAUCAACCAUCACCAACAGUUCAAGAACUCACAGAAAGUGACAAUGAAGAAGAACAAAUUUCGGAGACAAAGGGAGAAGAGCACACAAAAAAAAAUGAUAAAGAGGACACGUACAGGACGUGCGUAGUCGGUCCAAAAGAAUUCAAAUUUAAGGUCGCAAGAAAAAAUUGGAUAAAAAUAAAGCCGGAAAAGGGAAAAAGACAACUGAGACCCCCAUGGACCGAUAUAUUCUACAAUGAAUUUAGAAAAAGCAACCCAUCGUGCACAUUGGCCUUUAAGUACCAAAAUAUUAGAACACGUGACAGCCGGAAAAAAAAAUCACCAUACCUCCGCGCCACAGCCAAGUGCACGUUUGAAGGUUGUGAGGCGGUUUACACUUUCACCAGGAAAGGCCCACCAAAAUACAACGCAAAAAAGAUUACUGUCAUGGUGACACGGUUUGGGGAAGUCAAACACCUUAAGUCUCAGAGAAAAUGUAGGCCUGCAAGAUACCUCAGGAGAGGAAAAAUAGCAAAAGCAGUAAAAAGUGGUGUGAGCAACUGCUAUUACGAAUUGCUGAAAAACACACCUGUGGAGGAGAUCAUGGCUGGUAACAUAACCAGAAGCCUCACAAAAGACGUGUUAAAAAUCAUAUCUUACGAGAUCAGAAGCGUUGCAAGGCUUCACAAUGACCAAUUGUUGGAGCUAAUGCUCACUCAGAGGAUUAUCAGAGAGAGUGGUCGGCAAACUCGGCAUGCAUCAUCGAACGGCUAUCUGCAGCUCCUCCAGAUUGACCCUUUUGCAACCCACUUAUACACUGAUGCGGGCCUGCAAAUUUUGGCUGAACAUUUGAGAGGACCCAUGCCCACUACCCUAUACCUCGAUGCAACAGGUGGGGUAGUUCAGAAAGUACCCCAUCAGUCAAAAAGAGUUCUCUAUUAUGCCCUGGUUCUGCCUGGAAUGGGCAAGGACAAGCCGCCUUUGCCAGUCGCGGAGUUCGUGACUAACAGCCAUAGUGUUCCAUCAAUAUCGCACUGGCUUAUGGAGUUCAAUAGGAGGCUGUCCCACAUUACCGGGAGAAAAAUUGCACAAAUAGAGACAGAUUACAGCUGGGCGUUGAUGAACAGUGUGCUCAUCUCUUUUAACCACGAGGAUGUCUCUGCAUACCUUUGCAGAGCAUUCGAAAUUGUGUCGGGACAACUCAAAGUCAUUCCAAAAUUCACUGUGCUCCAUUUGUGCUCUGCACAUAUACUUAAGGCAGUCUCCCAGGCCUUUGGGAGAACAACCAGUGACAGAGGCAUAAAGGAGUAUGCAACAUACAGUUUUGCAUACCUGCUGAACUGUACAAGCUUGCCAGAAGCACUUGAGGUUUUCUACCACAUGUGUGUGCUGUUUGAUGCAGAACAGCACACAGACUCAAUCAAUACCAGUGAAAGGUACCUGAAUGGCUGCAUUUUGCAGAGUCAACACAUGGAUAUUGAGGAAACACAAGAGGGGAGCAGGAUCUGUGAUUCCAGUGACCCUUCCAAUGGCAUUCUCGCAAGGUCCCCCUUCAUGCAGGCUUUUGACCUAAGAAGGGAGCAAGCCACAUGUGACGUCCUGUCUGAUGAGGAAGCAGACAAAAACAACAACUACCACUGCCCAGGUAUAAUAAAUGUCUUGCUUAAGACAUACAUGGGCAUCUUUCCCUUGUGGAGUGGUGUACUACUCGCUGAUCUAUCGAGGCACUCUAAAGGAUCUAUCACAAGAGGAACAGGGUGCAAAACACGGGAAACCAACUGCCAUGUCGAACUAUGGUUUAGGUUGGUGAAACACAGCAUUCUGUGCAAAAGAAAAUACCUCAGACCUGCAGAGUUUGUCUCUAAAAUGUUUGCCUCAGUGCAGGGGAGGUAUGUUGAACAUGUGAUUCAACAAAGCCUGCCAAUUGAUGUACUUCAGAGAAACCUUCAAAGCUCUGUUAAGCUGGAAGAUGACCCAGAAGAGCAAUGGUGUAAGAGGGACACCUCUUCUGGCAGUUCAAAGCGCAAGUCAAAAUAUUUCAAUCCUCCAAAAAACAUUCCAAACCCCAAGACCAAGACCAAAAGCAAGAAGAUCAUAAAAGUGGAGCAGAAUCAACGGGUUGAAGAUGCACAAGUAAGUAAUGUGACGUUUUUUUAAAUGACAGGUGUGAGAUAAAGGACAUGAAAUGAAAAUGUUUUUUUUCCUCCUCAUUGCCCUAGGUAGAGACAAUGAGGAUGCAAUAUAAUUAUUAAUAGAACCUCACAUUUCACAUCGUACACUUAAACCAUAGAUCAUAGACCUUAAUUGCUACAUGGAUUUCAAUGUUAAUUCUGACUUUCAGUUAAACUUGCUGUGGAAAAAGAGGGGAACAGAGAUAAUUGUUGCAACCCUGCCAUCCCAAGUGAAGGGUCGGAGCCUCUUCAUCCACCACACUGAUCUACGGUGUCUACGACCCCACCUGUGGUUGACAGGAGAGAUAAUUCAGGGAUUGCUGCAUCUCAGUGCCUUCACGUACAACGUGGUGGACACCAUUUACCUAAUGGAUUAUUACACCGCAGGUGUACUUUUAUUUGGUGACAGAGCUACUACACGUCGCCACACUUUACCUAAGGUAAACUUCGAUAACUUUGACGGAAUCCUGUCAUUUGUCCACGUGAACAAAAAUCACUGGAACAUGCUGUACAUUCAUGCAAAGUCUGGUACUGUGUACCAAAUGGAUCCCUCACCAGCAUCCUCUGAGCUUGAGGACUCUACCCAUGCGGCUCAGAGACUACAGGAAUACUUGAAGAUUAGAAAACAUCAGGGGAAAACUGACUGGGUGGAUGUGAAGUGGAAAGGAGGAGUGAUGCCCCACCCAGUGCAAAUGGAUGGUUGCAGCUGUGGUGUCAUUGUUGUUGAAAUGGCCAGAGCAGUGAUGGAAGCCUUCCCUGAGUUCCCCAAAAUGAACUUCUCAACAAAAAGGAGAGCCAUGGAAGAGGCGAGGAGAGAUAUGGCUCUCCAAGUCCUUGAAUCAUCAGUCUUUGAUGAGGAGACUUGUUCGAUGUGUGGAGCUGACAAGCCCCCUGGACAAGCACCUCCCGUUACAGACUGGAUCCAGUGUGAUAAUUGUGACCGGUGGUUCCAUAACCUUUGCUUGAACAUGGACCAAAAUAAGUUAAAGGAACUCAAGAAAAGGCAAUGGCUGUGUGUUUUAUGCCGAUGACAAGGUUGAGGAAAAUUGUGCCUCGUCCAAGUGCCAGGUUUUGUUUAGAAAUGUGAUUAAAAAAAACGUAAAAGGCGUGUUAACAUCA